This is a messenger RNA of Chara braunii, 1990 nucleotides long. NCBI's taxonomy places the organism in Eukaryota, Viridiplantae, Streptophyta, Charophyceae, Charales, Characeae. The record is from the annotation of a GenBank genome assembly.
UCAACACCUUCCGCCAUAGACCGACCCAGGGAGACCUCUCGUUCGGAGCAAUGGGAGCAACCUCAGUGAGAGGGAAGGGAGGAUUGAGAGCAGGCGCGGGUUGGGUGGCAGGCCCAUCCCAGCAGUUCCAGGCACCCCUUCCUCAGUCUGCCGCACAAAGACCGCAGUUUGCUUUCGGUUCUGCCAGCAAUGAGGGAAGAAAUCCAGGUGGUUAUAAUUCCCACACUGGAAUUCCACAGAGACCCCAGACGGGUUAUCAGGCAAGAGGGGUGUUUCAGCCUGGUGCCCACACAGGAAGCACACAGGAUCAGAGGCAUAGGCAAGACACAUCCAGAGAACUGUCACCCUCGAAGGGAGACCCAUGGACGGUCCCAUCCACGAACAGGGCAGGAAUUUCUCGUAACGUUGUUGUUGCCUCUGGAGGAGUCUUGCCCCCAAACCAGCAAACAAAGAUGAGCAACGGGAACGAGGGAGGUUUUCCCCUGUCCGCCGUUCCUCACACCACCAACCCUGCACAAUUGAGUCCCAAUCCAAACUCGGGGACCUCUUCAACCACUUCAAUCGCUGACCCGCUGUCUGAACCGGUUAGUGUAACGAAGAGAGCACAGGGGCGAGCUCAGACUGCUCCAGAGGCAAAUCCAACUGCGAUACCGGAAGAGUCUCCAGAGGGGACGCAGGCUACUGCAAGUAUCCCAUCGGAUAAGGGAAGUCUUAACAAGCGCAAAGUACAAGAACCCGUCAAAUCGCAGAUUUUAAAUACCUCAGCAAUAGAAGGGGGUAUGGGGACCACUCACCCGGCAGCACAGGGAGCUGGUUCAGUGGAUCACGAGAAACUAACUCGGGGCGGAACUCUGAGCUCUAACUCUCAGACUCCAGUUCUUCCCAACGGGGGCAAGACACUCUCGUACACAGGGGUAUCAGCGCCGGACACGGUUUCAACAAAAGUCUCGGGAGAGAAGGAGGCCGCGAAGGUACACGAGUCCGGGGAUGCAACAGACUCCGAGGACACAGAUAGGCUGAUGGACACAACAGGGCUGGAUCAGCAGUUAGAUCCAAUAGAGGUUAACAGGCCUGAGGACGGGAGGGCUCAAACAAUGUCAGUAUGUAGGGUAGGGAGUGUGCCAGCGGACUCUGAGGGGUCGACGGACGAAGAAGGUCCGUCCAAAGAGAAAAGAGGUAGAACACUAUCUCCUGGGAAGGUUAGGAAACCGCGUCAGACACCGACAGUGGGCAGGAACCAGGGUUCCAAGUACCUGGUCCCCCUCAUCUGUAGGAAAACUCAGGCAGGUAUAUUUUUCCUUACAUACAAUAUGGGCACGGAUAUCAAGCUCAUCACCCGAAAACUGGUUGAUAGCAGCCCCACGCAGUCUGUCAUGAUGGCUAAAGUGAGGAACUACCUGGGCAUGAACGCCCCUGAUAAAACAAUUCCUGGUAUGGGUACUAGGAAAAUACAGCGGACAGGGAACGAUCACAGCAAAGUCCAGCUGUUCCUGGCCCCUUUCGACGUUAGACCCAGCGAGGCGGACCUCGCUGACAUAGCCCAGAACAAAGGGGGUUGGUGCCUGCUGGAAUGGGUCAAAUACGAGAACCUCCUGCGCGCUAACAUGGUCUACACGGCGGAAGGAAUCUCGGGUGACGUUCUAGUGGAAUACAACCAGCAAUUGUUAGCGGAUACUAAUCUCUUCUCCAGUUAUUUUGACAGACUGCUGUCCCUGCCAUGGCAAGGGAAAGGAAAUGGGUCAGACAUAAGGGAUGACAGGAAGAGGAAGACCACACUUGGUACCAGAAGCCCCUCCCCUGUUCUCAGAUCUUCUCUGAUCGUAACAGUAGGAACGGCAGAAGGGGAGACGGUCUCCACCUUCCCACCAGAAGACUUCUCCCUGAUCCAGAACGCAGGGCAAGACAAGGUCAAUGAAUAAGUUGAGGGUGGCCUCCUGGAAUGUCAGGGGUCUGGGGGACUCUAAUGAUAAAAUGAAAUGGGCACGUUUUA